Messenger RNA from Prorocentrum cordatum, 593 nucleotides. The record is from the annotation of a GenBank genome assembly. Lineage: Eukaryota; Dinophyceae; Prorocentrales; Prorocentraceae.
CUGCGCGGGAGGACGCCGCUGCGGCCCGGCAGGGGGGCGCACGACCUGCGCUCCUUCGUGAGAUUUCAAGGCGCGAGCCACAAGCUGUCCGCCUGACGGGGCCGCCCCGCGCCCGCACCUGGCGCAGCCGCGCUUUCUCGCCGACCCGGUCGGGCGCCGCGCUGUGGGGCCGCCUUGAGGAAGCAUGGCACCUCCUCACCACUUCUCCCACCACGGGCCUGAGCAAUGAGAGCACGCUGGCUCCCCUGCAGAGUUUUUCUGUGCAGAUCGGAAACGAGUGGCCGGUGGCCGCCGCCGUGUCCGUGGCCGGCCUCGCCCCCUGCGGGGGUGAGCGCGUGGCCCUGCCUCGCCGCACGGCUCGCGGGGCCAGGCGCCCACCGGCCUGUGGCGCACCGGUGGGUCUCGGUGGGGGCGCCCGUGGAGAAUAGGCAAGAUCGCGACUCCGACGUCGAGGUUCCUGCGAAGCGGGUGCCGGCGUCGCGGUCCGGCGGCACGGUUCGGGCGAGGCAGUCAAGCGUAGCGGUCCGGCGUCGCGGCCCUGGCGUCGCGGAGUCCGGCGCGGCGGUCCAGCGUCGCGGUCUCAUGUUGUGGAG